AUGUCGUCUGAUCAAGCCGCCGCGGCCCCAAAGGCGGCUGAGGCCCAGAGCCUCCCGUCGCGACCCGCCAAGCAGCCCAAGGAGAAGGCCCCCAAGGGCGGCAAGAGCGCGGGGCUCGAGCUCCCCACGCUCCCCGAGUUCAUCCAGCACCGACUCGACCUCUUUGACAAGAUCAAGGCCCGACAAGACGCCGAGAUUGCUGCCCAGCCCCGCGAGGAAAUCACCAUUUCCCUGCCCAAUGGCAAGGAGGAGAAGGGCACGUCUUGGGAGACGACGCCCGCCGCCGUCGCCAAGGGCAUCUCCAAGUCGCUGCUCGAGCGCACCGUCAUCUCGAGGGUCGAAGGCGAGCUCUGGGACCUCACGCGGCCCCUCGAGAAGAGCUGCAAGCUCGAGCUGAUCGACUUUGAGGACAUUGAAGGCAAGAAGGUCUUCUGGCACUCGUCUGCCCACAUUCUGGGCGAGGCCUGCGAGCGCCGAUUCGGCUGCUACCUCUGCAAUGGCCCGCCCACGGAGGAUCCCCCGGGUUUCUACUAUGACAUGGCCAACAUGGAAGGCGCCGCCGUCUCUGACGAGGACAAAAAGGCCCUCGAGACCCUGUCCUCCUCCAUCAUCAAGGAGAAGCAGCCUUUCGUCCGCCUCGAGAUGACCAAGGACGAGCUCCUCGAGAUGUUCCGAUACAGCAAGUACAAGGAGUACUUCAUCAACCAGCGCGUGCCCGACGGCACCAAGAGCACGGUGUACCGAUGUGGUCCCCUCAUCGACUUGUGCAGAGGGCCGCACGUGCCUCAUACGGGCAACAUCAAGGCCUUUUCCGUCCUGAGGAACUCCGCCGCGUACUGGCUUGGUGACAGCAAAAACGAGUCCGUUCAAAGAAUUGCCGGCAUCUCGUUCCCUGACAAGAAGCAGCUCGAAGAGUACAAGGUGUUCCUGGCCGAGGCUGCCAAGCGCAACCACCGCAAGAUCGGCCAAGACCAGAAGCUCUUCUUCUGGGACGAAAUGUCCCCCGGUUCCACGUUCUGGCUUCCCCACGGCACGAGAAUCUUCAACUCCCUCAUGGAGCUUGUCAAGGGCGAGUACCAGACCCGCGGCUUCGUCGAGGUCAUGACGCCCAACAUGUACAAGGCCGACCUGUGGAAGACGUCGGGUCAUUGGGCCCACUACGAGGAGAACAUGUUCACCUUUGAGGUCGAGAAGGAGAAGUUUGGCCUCAAGCCCAUGAACUGCCCUGGCCACUGCAAGAUUUUUGCCCACUCGGACGUCACGUACAAGGAGCUGCCCUGGAGGAUGGCCGACUUUGGCGUGCUGCACCGAAACGAGUUUUCGGGUGCCCUGACGGGCCUCACGCGUGUGCGACGAUUCCAGCAGGAUGACGCUCACAUCUUCUGCACGAUCGACCAGAUUCGUCAAGAGAUUGAGGGUGCCUUUGACUUCCUGUACGCCGUCUACGGCCUGUUUGGGUUCCAGUUCAAGCUCAAGCUGUCCACGCGACCCGAGAAGUUCAUCGGCGAGAUCUCGCUAUGGGAUCUGGCGGAGAAGAAGCUCGAGGAAGCUCUCAUCUCCUUCACGGAGCGCAUCGGCGCCAAGUGGGAGCUCAACCCUGGCGAUGGUGCCUUUUACGGCCCCAAGAUCGAUAUCACCGUCUACGACGCGCUGAGGCGAGACCACCAGUGCGGCACGAUCCAGCUGGACUUUAUGCAGCCUCAGCGGUUCAAGCUCCGAUACGUCGCGGCCAAGGAUGACAGCGGUGCUGCCACGAACAACGACGACCCGGAACUGCCGGUCGGCUACGCCCGUCCCGUCAUGAUCCACCGAGCGGUGCUGGGCAGCUUCGAGCGCAUGAUCGGUAUCCUCACGGAGCACUUUGCCGGCAAGUGGCCCUUCUGGCUGAGCCCGCGCCAGGUGCUCGUCGUCCCCGUCAUGCCCGCCGUCAACGGCUACGCGCAGGAGGUGCAGAAGCAGUUCCACGACAGUGGCUUGUUUGCCGACGUCGACUUGAGCAGCAACACGUUCCAGAAGAAGAUCCGCACGGGCCAGCUGGAGCAGUACAACUUCAUCUUCGUUGUCGGUGCCCAAGAGGCCGAGUCGCGCACGGUCAACAUCCGCAACCGCGACGACCAGAGCACGCAGAGCAAGGGCGAGCUGAUCCCGGUGCAGGAGGCGCUGGAGCACCUGCUCAAGCUCAAGGCGGAGAGGAGACUCGAGAACAAGUACUAG
Molecule: messenger RNA, 2214 nt
Organism: Purpureocillium lilacinum
Lineage: Eukaryota; Fungi; Ascomycota; Sordariomycetes; Hypocreales; Ophiocordycipitaceae
Product: threonyl-tRNA synthetase
Biological process (GO): threonyl-tRNA aminoacylation
Cellular component (GO): cytoplasm
Molecular function (GO): threonine-tRNA ligase activity; ATP binding
Source: RefSeq, a predicted model, not a curated record